This is a messenger RNA of Seminavis robusta, 1352 nucleotides long. The record is from the annotation of a GenBank genome assembly. NCBI's taxonomy places the organism in Eukaryota, Bacillariophyta, Bacillariophyceae, Naviculales, Naviculaceae.
UUUUUAUUUCUUCGUUCCUUCGCGAUUUGCGAUGCAGCAGCAGCUUCAGAAGUUGUUUCUGCACGAGUAGACACCGCUGCCCGAUCCAGUAACUGUUGUCGAGUCCACAACCCAACUCUCUCUUCUAAAACAGUUAUUCUCCUCUCUCUCUUGUCUACUUCAUAUCCGUCAAGCUUCAGUUACUACCUAUCCACACCAUCGCAUAGAGCCAGAGCAAUACAGUAACUAACCAUGGCGGCAGCAGCAGCAUCUUCGGCACGACGACGUCGCAACUCCAAACUCAUGGAGUUGGAACGCAAUCAUCUAUCCUACAAGCGACGACUGCUCAAGGAUCGAGCAGCCGAAAUCUUUGAUGUCAUGUCGGCCGACGGAGAAUGGCUCGCACAAUCAUCGGAAAUCAAGAAACUAUUGGCCCGAUCACUGCUCAUUAUCGAGCCUGCCAAACUGCAAGAGGAUGCCGUGCAAUUGGUCAUGAACACGGCCCGACAUUCACAGCAACGGGACGGCAUGUCACCGCCGCCUGGCAUGGAAGACGGUGCACUCUGCAAAGAAGCCUUGGUGGAUGCCGUGGAAAAGUAUGGAGAGUACAUUAGAAAAGCCAAGAAGAUUGACAUCAUCUUUCAAAAGUACGACAAGGGCAAGGAUGGGUAUCUGUCCAAAAAGGAGCUCCGAUCCAUGCUGGAGGAUUACGAACGCAAGGCUGGUCGAUCCCGAAAUGGAUUGGUGGUCAAUUUGUACAUUUCUGACGAAGAUUUGGAUUGGAUCAUGGAGCAAAGUGAUGCCGAUGGCAACAACAAGAUUAGCCAUGCCGAGUACCUGCCUGCCAUUGCGGCAUGGGAAGAAUUGGCGGAAAUGAAAUUGGCAGAAACAGCAACUUGUGGUUGUGUCAUUUUGUAGGUGAUCGCUCGCUGCACACACAUGUCAUACAUACAUAUUUUUUGCAUUGAAUGAAGCUCCCAUAGUUGUAGCCUGUCUUCAGCUGUAGUAUUUUAUACUGUCAAUAAUUGCUUGAAUGUUCUAAUUCGAUUGCAUAUCGCGUAUGCAAAACCAAAAGACGAACGGAGGUUCUUCGGAUGAGGCGGAUGGCUACAGCAUUCUUUCGUACCGUACCGGUAUGGGCUACCGUAUGGUAGCCACACCACACUUCUGCGAGAGCUGCAGAAUUCUAGCUGCCUGUAGCCGGUUGGAGCCGCCCCUCUGCCUUGGCUUGCCAUCCGUUCACCGCUCACCAAUAUUUGGCACAUCCAAGCUUCACUGCCAGCAUUCAGAUUCACGCACCGGCUGGGAGCCAGAUUGAACGAUUUGAUGAUUCAAUUUAGUCAAUCAAGCAAUAAAGUACAUAGCAAAAGCUC